This is a messenger RNA of Metarhizium acridum CQMa 102, 954 nucleotides long. The record is from RefSeq and is a predicted model, not a curated record. Lineage: Eukaryota; Fungi; Ascomycota; Sordariomycetes; Hypocreales; Clavicipitaceae.
AUGGCUGCGAUUAUUGGGGAUGGCCUCAAGCCUUGGAUGGCACGGCUAGGCAUGAACGGCGUCAUUGGGAUCUGUGUUGCAUUGGCAUUCAUCACGGCCAUUUACAAACUGAUUACCAAGUCAUGGACAGCAACGGAACCGCAACCCAACCCCGAUGCCAAAACGGGGGGAAAGCCAGCUCUACACGACGAGACGCCCAAUUUGGUCAUUGAGCCUUUGGAGCAGUUCGAUUGGCAGGCAACAGAGCCCACCAAGUACCUACCCAUCAAGCCGGUGUAUCACAUCACCAUGGCCCUUCAACAAGACACGCCCUCGAGACUCAUCACCAUCGACAGAGACUACCUGGACAGGGUUACCCUUCGGCGAAAUCUCAUUGACGAAAAGGGCCACGCAGUCCACGGAUACCUGCCCCGAGGCAAAGAGUCCGUGGCCGAGCUAUACACCUACCUCUUGCGAGACUACUUGCCCGCCCGGUACCCCACAAUGUUCGGAAUUGGCCCCGACGGGACCGUUUUCGAAAACACGGCAACGGGUAGGACAUUCCCCAUGCAACCGCCCGAGGAUGCAGACGCUGCGCUUCGAACAUUGGGAGAAACAGUCGAGGAGGAUCUGUUCCUCUUGCAUGAAACACCCAGUGGUCAUCUCUGCGUGGCCUUCAUGUGCUGUUUCCCAUCUGGGUUUGAUCCGUCCGAGAAGUUCGGCAACUUGCUCAAGGACAUACACGCUCCCGUCCCGUCUUACUCCAAGAUUGGCGCGAGCAUGGAGCGAUUCUUCAGCAAGCUUCAGGUUGGGAAAAGUGUGAAGCGGUUAAAUUGGUCCGUUCAAACCAACGACGAGCUGUAUGCACUGGGCAACCACACCAAAGAUGACGAGGCGGAAGCUACUUCGGAAGACAGCAUAGAUGCGAACCAGGUAACGUUGGGACGCACCACGUGCAAAGAGUAUUCCAGCUGA